Molecule: messenger RNA, 756 nt
Organism: Fusarium redolens
Lineage: Eukaryota; Fungi; Ascomycota; Sordariomycetes; Hypocreales; Nectriaceae
Exons: 2
Coding region: 1-756 (251 amino acids)
Source: RefSeq, a predicted model, not a curated record
AUGUUCGGCUCAUACAGUUCCAUCAGCUCCAUGUGCGCGUCUUCAGCGCCCAUGGAUAUCGCGUCUCGCAACAUCUACCGAUCCCAGGACUCCGCCUGCGCUUUUCCAUCAUGGCCCCGACGCGACUCUCUCUCCGAGUCUGAUCGAGAGGAACGACCCACCUCUUAUCUAUCCGACGACGAUCUGUUCCUCUCCGAUCCCUUCGACGACGACGCCCAGAGCGUCUCCAGCGCCGGCAGCUCUUCUCCUGGUGCCAUGGCCUCACCUCCCAACGUCAUCACCGACCUCGAGCUUCUCCAGGCUGAGCGCGAACGCCAGGCAGCUUUGCAACGCGAGUGCCUUCGCGUUGUCGCCCUUGAGAAGGAGCGUCGACGUGCCGCCGCACGAAAGCAGCGUCGUAGCAGUUCUCACAAGAAGAGUCCCAAGACCAAGCUCACCUCCAUCAAUGAGGAGGCGAUUGAGCUGCUUUUUGCAUUUACAUGGCAUAUGAUACCCCAUCAUGAUACCCCACACAACACAACUACAGCAUUGCAUGUGCCCAAGAAUAGCUGCACAUGCCAGAUUAUCUACACUAUUCCAUCAUUUGAGAUGGGAAAUCUCUUCACACAACCACAACAACCAAACAAGCUGUCACUCGCUAUACCGGGCCAUCUUAUCCAGCUGUCGGAUCGACUUCUAACCGCCGGCUUGAUUUUCGGGAAACAACUUGACACCACCACUAUCUCGGUCGAUGACGCCAUGGGUAGACCGCCUUAG